This is a messenger RNA of Halichondria panicea, 3475 nucleotides long. Its product is annotated as dual specificity protein kinase shkA-like. Gene Ontology annotation, molecular function: protein serine/threonine kinase activity; ATP binding. The record is from RefSeq and is a predicted model, not a curated record. Gene Ontology annotation, biological process: protein phosphorylation. The transcript is spliced from 3 exons. The coding region runs from base 1141 to 2229 and encodes 362 amino acids. Lineage: Eukaryota; Metazoa; Porifera; Demospongiae; Suberitida; Halichondriidae.
GAAUUGGCUGUUCACCAUGAAUUGGUAACUAAUCUUUGCUGAAUAACAUGUUUGAUGCAAUGCGAAGCAGUUAGCAUUGUGUGUGGUGCCGGAUUACCGUGUAUAGAGAGAACUAAACUAGAGGUGUGACAAGCUGCUAAAGUUGCUCCAUCUCUUACUUGCAAUGUCAUGGAAUAUUGCAAGUUGUGUAUCUGAGGAAAACAACAUCAACCUUGAGAGACACAGCAGUAACAAGGGAUGCCCAUGCACUAAAAGUAGGAGUUUCUUCAUAGUCUGAGUCGAUUACUUGUGAGUCUUUUGAGAGCUUUAUUUCUACCCCAGAUGCAAUGUAACGUAGGAAAUCGUACCACUGAAUGAAAAUUUAAGUAUGCAUCUUUUCCUUUACACUUGAUGUAAAAUUGUUUGUAUUGAUUGCACAGGCAGUCUGCAAGCUUCACCAAGCCAUCAUCCUGUUCCUUAGAGAUUAUAUUAAAAACCUGUUUUCUCCAGGGUACAUCUCUAGUUGUGGUAGCUUCUCUACUUCUUCAGUUAAUUUUCUCACCAAUGCUAGAUUAUUUUAUUCAGUAGCAAGCUUUUGGCAACUUCUAUCACAGUUGCUUUGCUGUGUUCAUGUUUCUUUGCUUUUCUUCAUUUUGCAAGAGCUAGCCACCUGGACCUAUUCUACCAAGUGUGCUUGCACAAUGCAUGUAAUUAACCACACUGUUUUGAUUGUGGUUGUAGGCCACUUGAGAUGUGGGCGUUUUACACAUGUAGUAUGACGUGGCAUGACACAGUGAGAUAACAACACGUUUGUAUGGGCUGUAUAGUAGUUGCUUACUCCUAUUCAUGUACUCCUGCUGAUAGUGAUAGGUGUGUCUAAGUGUUUGUAGUAAGUUGUGAAACCGCACAGUUGCACAGCUUGUGCAUGGCUUAGCGAUUUGAUUAUGUGGUUUCACACAUCCGUCCUCUAACCACUAACCACUUAUCAAUGCAAACAUGCAGCACUUGACUGCUGCACAAGUAGCUCAAGCAGUGUAAUUAAAUUUGCCAGACAAUGAUAUAUCGGCUGGUCCACGAGAAUACACUCUGCUCUCUCUGUAACUUCACCUCUCUGUAACUCCACCUCAGAUCAAGCUUUCUAUAUAUACAGUAAAGAAGACAAUGGCUGUAAAUCCACAAGCUUUCGAGCAGUUCACUCUGAGACAAAUUCGCAUCACUGAGAAUGAGUUGGGACAUGGUUCCUACGCUGUUGUCAUGGAGCUAGAGUAUCGAGGACUGAAAUGUGCCGGCAAGAAGCUUUACCGAGUUCUCUACGAGACUGGAAUCGGGCAUGCAGCACGAAGGUAUCUGGAGGAGUGUCACCUGCUCAGUCAAACUAGGCACCCCAACAUUGUCCAGUUUCUGGGAGUCUGUUUUGAGGAAGGCUCUCAGUUCCCCAUCCUAGUCAUGGAGUUCCUCCCCACCAACUUGACCAGCUGUCUCGAGCGCUACGGUAUUCUCCCUGAUGAGAUCAACUUCUCCAUCCUCCAUGACGUCUCACUGGGCCUGGUCUACCUCCAUGGCCAAACACCAAUCAUUGUGCACAGAGACCUCUCAACCAACAAUGUCCUCUUGUCCACCAACAUGACGGCCAAGAUAUCCGAUCUGGGGGUUGCUCGAAUAUUAAACCUGACCCCCCUUCAAGUGAGUCGAAUGACGGAGACCCCUGGCACCCCAGCAUACAUGCCCCCCGAAGUGAUGUUUGCCAACCCCCACUACAACACCAGUGUGGAUGUGUUCUCCUUUGGGAUCAUGAUGAUUCACACCUUCACAGCAGAGUGGCCACUACCAAGUAUCGGCCAGACACAAAUCGAUCCUGCUAAUCCUGACAGACUGAUACCAGUGACGGAAGCUGAACAACGUGAAGAGUUUCUUCGGAAGAUUCCCCCAGACCACCCUCUGAUGGACCUCAUCAUGCGCUGUCUCAGCAACAACCCUCAGCGAAGGCCUAGAGCAGCGGAGAUAGUGGGUCGGAUGGUGGGUGUGGUACUUGAACACCCUCCCUCCUUUGAGAACAGAAUGGAGAUGCUCCAGCGAGUGAGUGCCCUACUGACAGAGAAGAGAGAGCUUGAGGAGGAGGUUGUGAGGAAGGACUCGGCAAUCCAGGAGAAAGCAGGAGAGAAUGAGGCACUGGCGGAGGAGAAAAAACGACAAGAGGAAGAAAGUGAAAACACUGUCGAGCGUAUGCAUUUAGUGCACUCUGUGGACUGAUCAGUUUAAAUUGGAGAAUGAAGAUCUUAAAGGUCAACUCGAAGAUAAAGAGACAAUUGUUAACAUGAAAGAUACUACCAUCGCUAGGUUAGAAACUCGAUGUAAGCAACUCUCUGAAGAGGUGGAGCAACAAAUUGCCAACGUCAACUACACUCACAACGAGCUUGUAUCUAAAGCUACGAAAAUAGCUCAACUGGAAACAGAUGUCACCAAUCUCGCUGCACAAGUGGAACAGGAGCUAGCUUGUUUAGCUGACAAAAACUCUAUUAUCGCUGACAAAGAUUCAAUGCUUGCCUUCAAUGACAUCUCCCUUCAGAAGAAAAAAACCACCAUUCAGAGUUUAAACGACCAACUGACCAAAACCAGAGACUACCUGACCAGCAAACCACAGUCCCUACAGGUUCAGUUGUCCUACAGUCAGUGCUCUGAGGCUCCAGUGAAGAUGGCUGGUGGGCAAGCGGUGACCAUCAAUGGCAAGGUCUACUAUGGUGGAGGAGCCUGUGAUGACGAUGAUGACGAGUACACUGUUAAAAAUGGGUAGUUACAAUAGCACCCAAAGUGCUAUGCCAACACUCACCUAAUGGUGCUAUCACAACACUAAGAGUGCAGUCGUAACUGCUACGUGUUACUAGAACAAUAAAGGGUGCUAUUAUACACUUAAAAGUGCUUGUGGAACAUUUUAAACAGUGUUGUGCAUGCACUUACCUAGUUGUUAAAAAUCAUAUUACUCUAACUAUACACCAGAUGGUGUUACUCAAAUAAGAAUUGUGUGAUUGUAGCACUAUACAUGGUGCAAUGUAAGCACCUCUACAAAUCAACCUGCAUGCAAAUCAAGGCCAGUCUAUAAUGAUUCGUGUAGUUGCAUGUGUAAAUAAAUAGUUGCUUAUAUAGUAACAAACCCGUUCCAUUAAAAUAGUUGAAUCUGGUAUAAUUAUUAUACCUUUGUAUUCAAGCAUGCAAGAAGAUUAAAAUUAUAGUCACCUUAUUUAUUAUACUUAUUCAGUAUAAAUUCUAAUCACAUGCGUAAUUAUGUAUACAGGGGUGAAGCAGCACACUUGUACUGAUGACGGAACAAUCGGCCCUGUGAGGAACUUUCCAAGAAAAAAUUAGUGCACUUUUCAAGUGUACCGGCAAUAUUUUAGCUAUUCAGUAUUUAUAACUUAUGUGAUGAACCAGUACUAUAGUUAUCAUUAUUAGUUACUGUAAAACUAUGUGUUUGAAGUUGCAACAUCUAUUGAGGACUAGA